UUAUAAUCGCAUUCAGUGUUCACUGUGUUGCAAUUUGGCCUGGCAGGCAAACGAGUAUAUAUGCUAUUGUGUAGCAACGAAUGUGUGAAUUAUAUCGUAAUUUUUUUCGCAUUGAUAUGAGUGACAUUGUUGUUUCAACGCACGAAGAGAAGUAGUUGAAGCAAAAAUAUGGACAGUGACAUUAGGACAGCGUAACAAUCUUAGUGGAAUGUAUCGAAAAAUUCGCUAGUGAGUGUACGAAACUGGAUGAAACCUUGAGAACCAUUUGUCAAAAGUGUGGUUUUGUUCAGUGAAAAAUUUUGAAUAACGCGUAAUAAAAUUGUUUGGAUAAACAAAACUAUGAUUUAAAAUAGAGGCGAUAGAGAAAAAUGCGUUCAAGUUGAGCGAAAAAGUGGAAUCAAGUAAUUUUUUACGUUCAAUAUUGUUCUCCUUCGUUCUCAAUAAAACUCACUUGAUUUUCAAUAACAGCAACAGUUUACAAGAAUAAAAUCAGUUCAUUGCUGCGAUUAGAGCAUGUAUAUUUCAAGCAUUUUAUUACAUUUGCAAAUGCAUCGCCAUUUGUUCACGCUACAUUAUUCGAUUUAGUGUCUGUGUGUGCGUGUAUAAAUAGGCGCGAAGGAGUGUGGAAAAGGGGAAAGAGAGAAAGUAAGACGUUUGCGACUGCCGAAACAAUCAGUCGCUUUCAGCAUCAAAGAGGUGUUUGUUUGUGACGAGGGCAAAGUACAUAUAUUUCAUCGAUCGUGUCGAUGUGUGCGGCCGUUUUUUUUUUCUGUCACCCUGCGGCUUUUUAUUGUGGUGUUCGUAUUUUAUUUCAAACAGAAAAAAUGACAGAUUAGUCGCCCGUGGAUAAAAACAGACAGCAAAAUUGUGAUUUUUUUUAGUAUUUGACAGAAAGUGAAAGUAAAAUUAAAUAGUUAAUUAAAUAGUGGCCUACAAUUUUUUUUAUUCGGCGCGUGCGGUACUUUGACGUAUUCGCACCCAAAUUACGCAGCAUCAGCUACCUGUUAAUAGUUCAAAUUCAUCUGUACCAAAAUUUGACACAAAAAAACUAAUCCCAAUGCAGCGUUGGUUGUUCGGAAAUAAUAGUGAGGCUAUAUCGGCUGAAUCGAGCCAAGGUCCAGCAAAUGGUCAAACUCUAGUCGGAAAUGAUGGUCGAUUGCAUACAUUUCGCGUGUUGGUUAAUCAGCAUUUGGAGCCCGGCGAAAGAGUCGCUGUGACUGGUGAAUGUUCGAGCCUCGGUCGUUGGUUGCCCGCUCAUUGUGUUCAAUUGAAUCGCGAAAAUGAUUCGAAUGUAUGGUCACGUGGUAUUUAUAUUCCGGCAAAUAAAGACGUGCCGUAUCGUUACUUGGUUUGCACUGUUGACCCGAUGACAGAGAAUGUACACGUACGCCGAUGGGAAACCCAUUUGAAUCCACGCCUAAUUUCCGCCGACCAUGGAGAGGUCACAGAAAUUGAUUUCAAAUUGUCUCCCGUUGCCGAAACAGCCGUGCCGAAGCCCAGCUCACCGUCAAAAAACAAUGUUCCCGGAAUCGAUACAUUUGGCGAUAUUAAUGGGGUGGAGAAAAUCGACCGAGGCUGGUUGACGACCGAAACUGUGUUCCAAUUUAAAUUCAUUCGCAAUCCAUUUAUUUUGAAGCAGAAAUUGAAAAAUCGCUUACUCUAUGUCAAGUUGACGCCAAUGAAUUUGCGCAUAAACUCCACUGAAUCUUCAGCCCAUGGCAAUUUGUUCGAAGUUGAAGAUUCAUUGUCAAAUGAUACGCGCGAGAAUGGCGGUACUGAGCAACCGGUGUAUGCUUUUGCUGAAGUGGCUACGCUUAAAUCAACAUCAAAUGUGUUCGAACCACAAAACCAAUUCGGUCGACCCUAUCACACCGAUGACAUUAUGAUAUUUAAUGUGAGCGUCGGCGAUCCAGAGAAUGUCGCUUUUCUAAUCGAUCUGUAUACAUAUAGUUCCAGGGUGUCACCUGAUGAUAACGAACCACCCCAUCAUUUAGGCUAUCAUUAUAUAUUGCCAAAUGUUUUACGCAAAUCCGAUGGAAAAAUUGAAAUACCCAUCACGUGUGCGACCAAACAUCGUCCGCUCGGUAUGAUGAACAUUGAAUACAUUCGGAUUUCACCAUUGAACUCAUCGGUGCAAUUGAAUAUGAAGCGAUCGUUUUGCCGACACUGGAACAAACGAUGGACAGGUCUUGAUGUUGGACACCGUGGAGCGGGAACUAGUUUUAAGCCAACGUCAGGAGACGAUGCAAUUCGAGAAAAUACCAUCGCAUCACUUCGUCGUGCCGGUGAUGCUGGAGCAGAUAUGGUCGAAUUCGAUGUUCAAUUGAGCAAAGAUUUGGUACCGGUUAUCUACCACGAUUUUCACGUGUAUGUUUCGUUGAAGAAGAAAAGGUCUCUGGAUGAAAAUGAUUACCUCGAAUUACCAAUGAAUGAAUUAACAUUAGACCAGUUGAAUCACUUGAAAGUCUAUCAUCAAGUUGAAGGUAAAACGAGACAGCCGAAAUUCUUUGAUGAGCAUUUGGAUGAACAUCAACCAUUUCCACCGCUCUCUGAUGUGUUUGAUGCCCUCGAUGAAAGUGUCGGAUUUAAUAUUGAAAUCAAGUGGAACAUGGAAUUACAUGAUGGCAGACACGAAAUGGAUCGUGUCAACAAAAAUCCAAAUGUAUAUCUGGACUGUAUUUUGGAUGUAGUGUUGAGCAAAGCUGGCGAUCGUCGAGUGGUGUUCUCAUGCUUUGAUCCCGAUAUUUGUACAAUGUUACGCAAAAAACAAAAUCUUUAUCCUGUCAUGUUCUUGUCGCAGGGUAUUUCUGAUCGGUAUGAAAGCUUCCAUGACCCACGCGGUGACACCAUUGCAAAUGCAGUGUUCCAUGCCAAUUCAAAUGAACUGUUGGGAAUUGUUGCACAUACUAUGGAUUUGCUACGUGAUACGAAUCAGUUGAAUUUAGCCACCGAUCUUGGUCUAAUCGUUUUCUGUUGGGGCGAUGAGAACAAUUGCAAAGAAACGAUCAAAUUUUUGAAAGAAUUGAAUAUCCACGGCAUUAUCUACGACAAAAUGGACAAAUUAACGGAGAAAAAUGAAAAGCGAAGUAUAUUUUACGUGGAAGGAAAGGAGUCACAAAAGGAUAUUUUACGUCUGAGGCAGUUGGAGCAAGCAAAACAUGAUCAUAGCUCAACGUCAAUGAUAACCGAAUCCAGUAGCUCAUUCAAUGAGUCUGCCAAUUCCCUAGCUAAUGGAGCGACAGUGCGAAUUGACAAUAAUUAAUUUGUGCCCUCCAUUUGACAGUGAAACACAAUAUCCCAAAAGUAUCGAGACGCGAGAAUAGGCACGAGACAGAUUAUUGUUUUUGAAAUUUGAAAAAAAAAGAAUUCAUCGUACAAACAAAUGAUAAUUUAUAUUUUUAGACACCGUUUCAAUACUACUUUUAAGUCGGCUGAUAGCAGAAAAAAUGUAAACACUCAGCGCCAGCAACAAUCAAGCGAAAAAAAAAUUAGAGACAAAUUUACAUACGAAUAAAAACAAUUUGCAAAUGAGUGUAAUGAGAAUGGAGGAAUGAGAGGAUAAACGAGUGCGAGUGAAAAAGGUAUAAAAAAUGAAAUAAUUUUUUCAUUUGUUCGGACGAAAUGAUGGAAGUGCGUAGGUUUUUUCCCAAUCAUUCAGAUAGCUUUGGCGUGAUAAGAAUAAAAAUUGAGGACGUAGAAAAAAAUCUGGGCAAAAACACUACUGAGGCUGAGAUUUUAGGGCUCAUAAUUUAAAAAAAAUUGUAUUAUAAAAGUAGAAUUGGCUUGUUUGUAAAAGGGCUGGAUCGAAUCCCGCUUCGUUUAUGCCAAUGGUAUUUUCUUAGGGCCAGUCGCACGUUGCAAUUGCUAUCCAACACAUAUUGUUACAAUUGAUGUCUUUAAAGACCAUUUCGACAAUUUUGCAUAAGCUAGAGAUUUUACUAUUAUAACGUCUUUUGCUGUUCAUGUUUCAUUUCUUUUCCGCAAACAUAAUUUGUUCUAUUUCUUCUGAUUUUAUUUGUUGAUCAAACCAUUGAAUUUCCUCUCCUUUUAUUCUAUUUAAUUUUUUUCGCAUAAAAUUUUAAAAUUCUCUUCUGUUGUUCAUGUUUUUAGAUUUUUUCAAUUUCAUCAUGUUAUAGUACAUUUAUAAUAAAAGCUAACCAAUUACUCAAGUGUUAAGUGAAAUCUUCUUUAUGUAUAAGAGAUAGGAUUGAUAAUGGAGCCAUUGAGGCUGUUUCAUUUACUCAAAAAAAAGUAAGAAGAAAAAAACAUUCGGUGUCGUCGUUUUUGCGAAAGAUUAAGUUUGUUUGAAAUGGUAAUUUGAUUAUAGUUGUAACUAAUAUCUAAAGAAAUCUAUAGAGCCAAAAUAAUAAGCUUGAAACUACUGCAUAAGACAAUUUUCUUCAAACAAAAAAAACAAAACAAAUUCGUCCCGAGAACAAUGAACAUAUUCGUUUACUUCACUUUCCUAUGAUAAGUAACAAAUGUUGAUUGAAAUACUCCACUAUUUUUUUCCACAGUUCUCCAUUAUAAAUUUUAACAAACAAAAAUGGACUAAAAAUAAACCAAAACGAAACAA
Sitodiplosis mosellana (orange wheat blossom midge) is the source of this 4576-nucleotide messenger RNA. RefSeq names its product glycerophosphocholine phosphodiesterase GPCPD1. The transcript is spliced from 10 exons. Gene Ontology annotation, biological process: glycerophospholipid catabolic process. Gene Ontology annotation, molecular function: starch binding; glycerophosphocholine phosphodiesterase activity. NCBI's taxonomy places the organism in Eukaryota, Metazoa, Arthropoda, Insecta, Diptera, Cecidomyiidae. The coding region runs from base 1058 to 3262 and encodes 734 amino acids. The record is from RefSeq and is a predicted model, not a curated record.